Cantharellus anzutake is the source of this 2421-nucleotide messenger RNA. RefSeq lists its product as uncharacterized. Lineage: Eukaryota; Fungi; Basidiomycota; Agaricomycetes; Cantharellales; Hydnaceae. The transcript is spliced from 5 exons. Bases 118 to 2349 code for a protein of 743 amino acids. The record is from RefSeq and is a predicted model, not a curated record. Gene Ontology annotation, molecular function: protein binding.
GUGGUUGUUUGUGACCAAGUUUGUUUGUUCAGUUCGCCCUUGAGCGGAUAACUACUUGCCCUCGGCAGACGUCUGUAACUACUGGUGUUCCUCGGAGUAACCUGGCGAGCGCCAGAUAUGACUGACCUGUUGGGGCGCUACGGCGUUCUGCGGUUGUUGUCUAACAAGACCAGAAAGCCCGUCACCUCAUUCCCCGUCGAUUCGGACGUCCUCACUUUUGGACGCGACACAACAUGCGACGUUCGAAUGUACUUUACAUUCGUCUCUCCCCUUCACGCCAAACUCGUGUUUGAGAACGGCCAGGUGAAUUUUAAGGCCUUUCUCAGUGUGAUGGGUAUGCAGGGCAUUGUGGUGAAUGGAAGUGUGGUCAUGCCUUCGUCGCGCAGUGGAGAACCGAUCAUCUUACCGCUUCAGGACCAAGCGGAAUUCACGAUUCACAACAAAACAUUUAGGUUCGAAUACCCUUCCGAUUCUCCCCACCCAUUUCGCGUAGAGACCCCACCUCGUAAAUCACGCAAGUCAUUACGAAUGUCGAUGAUAAAUGCUGCACGAGUUAUCUCCCCUGACAUGAAGGUCUCCCCCCUCUCUCCUUCCCUCGAAGUCCUCCAAAGUCCAAUCAAGCCAUAUGGGGAUGUAAAGUCUUCUGCCGAACGCGAUUUGGAAGUUAUCCUUGCUGAAGGAGACGACGUUACCGUUUCGAAACAAGGGAAUGACCUCGUGAUCGUCGAGUCCAUAGGAGAUUCGGACCAUGAUAAAGAAACGGAAGACUUUAAGUCGUCUAGUAUGGACUUCAUUCGCCCUCAAAGGGAACAGAGUUUUGCCAUGGAAACUCCCCGAACUCCCACAAGACCGAAGACACCAACUUCCACCAUUUCUACGCUCCACAAAGCUGUACUCGUUCGCAACUCCCGUCUUGCUAUGAUAGAUCGCGAGGAUGAAGAGGAGGUUUUCAAGGCCGUCAGCCCUGAGCGGAACAGUCCACCGGAGGAAGAAGAGGUGGAAGAACUUGACGAGCUUGAGCAGGAUUCACUCGAGGAGGAAGGCAAUCCCGUUGAACACACCAAGAACGUGAACGACGCCUCGUAUCCUGAGAACGAAGAGGAUGAGCCAAUCGAUCAGUCUUUGGUUGGGGAAGGCCAGGACCAUGAGUAUCACGAGGCCCCUCUAGGCUGUUCGACAUCCCCACGCCCAUCACUUCUCCGAGCCAGUCUCGGCGCCAUCGGCAACGUUCUGGCCGCCCCCUUCUCAAUAACAUGGGAUGCCAGCGAAAGCGAACCUGCAGAACAACCUCAAGAUGUCGCCCAUCGCGACGCAUCUGGUGUAGUCGCUCCAGAAGAAAAACAGGACGAGACCCCUGGCUCUUUGCUGGAUCACUCAAUGGAAACCGUCGAAGAUGAGGAGUAUCCUCCCGUUACGGAAUCUGAAACGGAACCCCCGAAUCAUUUGGACGAAUCCGACCCCCAUUCCCCUUCACCUGCCUCCCAGAUAGGCUUUCCUUCUCCCUCAAGGGCACCCCUUUCCCCCACCAAACCCCGUUCACAGUCCCUAGAGACGGGCGUUUCCGAAACCACCCUCCUUGCUCGUCGGAACCGCAAUAGUGCAUUCGGACUUCCUGAGCGUUGGAUCAGAAAUGCCGCGCCAGAGCCCAAUGAGAGACCCGAAGAGUCUAAUCUCCCGGACAACACACCGAUCCAGCCUGCGACCUUCUCUACGCCUGUCAAAGUUGCCUCUUUCACCGCCCCAUUCACCGCCAUCCCCUCUUCUACCCCGCUCAACAGUCAGCCUUCACAGACUCCAACUUUGGAAAGUCUUCGCAAGCAAGCUCAGAAGUUUGAGAUUGACAAUGCGAAUCGUGCUACUCGCCUCAGUUUUGGUCAUACGCCAACGUUGCUCCGAUUCCAAAGCCCAUCGAAACAGUACGCUGAGGCGCGGAGGCUCCUCAAUAUAGAUGGUCACGAAUACCCAGAGGAGUCAGAAGAGGCUGCUUCAAGUACUUCCGAAAGUGCCUCCGACACAAGUGAAAGCCCAGUAAUCGCCGCCCUCAGCACGAUGGAUGCAUCAGGGUUAGCCACUCCCACUCGUCACCACAGUCAGCCGUCGUCCCAACUCGCACCAAAGACUCCCUCGUUCGCUGGGUUCAGGAGCUUGUUCGCUCCGGUUCCCAGGGAAGCUGCCACACCAUCGUAUCAAGGGAUGCGCAAGAUGUUCCAAAUUGAAAAUCCACAAGCUGUCCCACCUACCCCUAGUUUUGCGGGCAUGAAUGAUAUAUUCACACAGGUGGAAGUGGCGGAAAUUGAGGACAUUGUCCAAGGUAUACCCUUCGUCUUCACGUUAUUGAAGUGUCAAUAACCGUUGAUCACAGCACCCAAUAUAGAUACCCAAAGAGAAGUAUCGCGAGUGCGGUCAGUCACUCCGGGUAUC